Schistosoma turkestanicum is the source of this 2260-nucleotide messenger RNA. The record is from the annotation of a GenBank genome assembly. Lineage: Eukaryota; Metazoa; Platyhelminthes; Trematoda; Strigeidida; Schistosomatidae.
CUCAGUUUAGCGCGGUGUUGAAAGUUGGUGCUACCCGGUUUAUGCAACAAGGAUGGAAAAGAUUGCAAUUCUAGAUGCGGGUGCACAAUACGGAAAAGUCAUCGACCGGCGUGUUCGUGAGCUUUCUGUUUUCUCUGACAUAUUGCCCAUCAACACUCCUCUCGAAGUACUUACGAAAGCUGAUUACAAGGCUUUCAUAAUCUCAGGUAGUCCUGAUUCAGUUUAUCAGUCUACGAGCUGUACGUGUGAUCCGAAACUAUUUGGUGCGAACAUUCCCGUACUCGGUAUAUGCUAUGGAAUGCAGCUUAUUAACAAAGUUUUUGGGGGCCAAGUGGUAGAAGGUGACACUCGAGAAGAUGGUGUAUUUUCAGUCGACUGUGAUACAGCUUCUCCAUUAUUCAAAGGCUUGUCAAAACAAGAGCACGUACUAUUCACCCAUGGAGAUCACUGUAUCACCGCCGGUACGGGGUUUAAAGUCAUAGCCAAGUCUGGUUCCAACAUAGCUGGUAUCGCAAACGAUGAAAAAAAGCUUUAUGGAGUUCAGUUCCAUCCUGAAGUGGAUCUCAGUACAUGCGGCCUAAAAAUUUUAAAGAAUUUUCUAUUCGGUAUAUGUAAUUUUAAGGGGGACUUUAAAAUGACUGACAGAGUAGAAUUGUGCAUUUCCAAAAUACGUGAAGCUGUCGGUCAAAAUAAAAUAUUGAUUUUACUAAGUGGUGGUGUCGAUUCCACUGUUUGUGCAGCUUUGCUAUCAAAAACUUUGGAUCCAUCUCAAAUCAUUGCUAUUCACAUUGAUAAUGGUUUCUUAAGAAAAGAUGAAUCUUCAAAAGUUAUAGAAACAUUAAAGUCACUAGGACUUAAAGUUCACUUGAUCAAUGCAGGUCUUCGAUUUCUAUCAGGGACUACAAUGCUUCACGUUGAUGUAAUGACAGAAGCUUUGGCACCGGCUUCCGUCAGCCCUGCUAAAACUCAAUCUGAUUCUGGAUUGACUACAGGAAUGUCAGACGAGACACCAGAUCCAAAUACCAAAGAGUGCAAAUCGACGUUAGAUUCGACGACUACGGAUACAUGUAACACUAAAAGACAGUCACAUAUCAGUGGUGGUGGUAUGCAUCCACAUGUAGAAUCAAGAAACAUUCCCAUUGGACCCCUUAGAACAGUUACUAUAUUCCCUGAAGAUAAACGACAGAUUAUUGGUGAUACUUUUGUGCGUGUUGCUCAAGAAGUCUGGAAUGAACUUCAGUUAGACCCUAGCAGUCUUAUGCUUUGCCAAGGGACAUUGAGACCUGAUCUUAUUGAAUCCGCAUCUCAUUUAGUCAGCCAACGAGCAGAUACAAUCAAGACUCAUCAUAAUACAACUACUUUGGUCCAGAUUUUACAGAAACAGGGUCGGGUCGUUGAACCGCUAUCAGAUUUUCAUAAAGAUGAAGUUAGACAAAUUGGUCGACAACUUGGACUUCCAGAAGCUAUUGUCAAUCGACAUCCUUUUCCUGGUCCAGGUUUAGCUGUUAGAAUUUUAUGUGCUGCUGAACCAUACAUUGAAAGAGAUUUUUCUGAGACAACAAGUCUUAUAAAAAUGAUCGCUGGAUAUCAUCAAAUGUCACAAAAGCCUCAUGCACUAUUAAACAAAAUCAAUGCUGCAGCUAGACCUGAAGAACAACAACGUUUAUCAAAAAUUACAGCAAAUCGUUCACUAGCUGCGUAUGUUUUACCAAUUCGUACAGUCGGAGUACAAGGUGAUCAUCGUACUUAUAGUUAUGCUUGUGCAUUAUCUAGUUCAACUGCACCAGAUUGGGAUGCUCUAUCAUUUUUGGCUAAUUUAAUUCCACGUAUAUGUCAUAACAUUAAUCGAGUGGUCUAUAUAUUAGGAUCACAAGUUGUUCAUCCAGUCAAUGAUAUUACAAUCACAUACCUUCGAGAACCAGUGAUUAAUACACUUCGAGAAGUGGAUGAUAAAGUUAUGACAGUGCUACAAAACAAUGGUUGUAUGAAUAAUGUUGAUCAAAUGCCAGUUGUUCUUAUACCGAUUCAUUUUGAUCGUGAUCCAAGUCAAGUAGUAUCGAUUCCGUCUAUUUUACGAUCAAUUGUACUUAGACCUGUGAAAUCAGCUGAUUUCAUGACAUGUAUUGCUGCUAUUCCCGGUGUUCAUAUUCCUGAAGAUGUUGUUUACAAGAUGCAAAAAGCAGCUGAAGAAGUACCAGGUAUAUCACGUGUUCUAUACGAUCUCACGUCGAAACCGCCAGCAACUAUUGAAUGGGAGUAA